Molecule: messenger RNA, 448 nt
Organism: Saprolegnia parasitica CBS 223.65
Lineage: Eukaryota; Oomycota; Saprolegniomycetes; Saprolegniales; Saprolegniaceae
Exons: 1
Source: RefSeq, a predicted model, not a curated record
CAUGACGCAUGAGUGAUUCGAUGUUAGAGAAUCAGAACACUAUGUGUAGGUAGCAGUUCCCUUGUCAGCUUCCUCGUUCCUAGCCAGGACACGGUACAGUACUGGAUAGGUCGCGGGUCAAUGAUUCCGGUCAUUACUACUUGGAUCCGGCGUCGACACACACUGGUCAACACCACGUACGGAUGAGUUUGGAGCGGCAUGCGAAGAAGCAGUCUCUCGCGUUGCAGCCUCGAUACGCUUGACCUGCGAGCGACCAAGGUUGUCGAGCACCCAGCGCGGCGGUCUCCAGGACGUUGCGCGGAAGGUAAGGCGUGUCGCCGCGUAUUCUUGGCUACCACAAGGCGUCAGGAGCCUGCAGCAGUAAUGCGCGACGCCAAGCCCGUCUUCGGCCACCACAGGCUGCCACGUAUGCCUCCCGCACCGAAACUGUCCUCUCACGUUUCGAACU